AGGUGGGCAGCAUUGAGGAGCUGAGUUCAUACUAUACUACUGAGACAUCUACAGCUUAGCAGACAGAUACGGUGAACCGCCUAUCCGGGCUCCUGUAAGUGAUGCUGCACUGAGGCGCACUUUGAUCCAACUCCACUGGGGGGGCGAUGCGCUCUCUGCAUCCCUCAUUUAAGAGUUUUUUUCUGUGUGCGCGGAGCCUGAAAUCAGUCCAAACAAGUGACUGCUGAAUAAAUUAGCCCGAAGCUUUUGUUGUUCAUUGAUGGUAUAUAUAUUUUUUCCUCCUAUUUUUUUGUUUAUUCUCAUUUUUGUGCCCUCGUGGAUUGAAGUUGUAAUGUUUGAAUAAAGAGCCGUUUAGCGCUGGUGUGGGUGUUGAUUCAGUGUGAAAACAGCUGGUUGCUUUUCAAGGCAAAUUAGGUUAGAGAUACAAAGUUUAUGUAAAGCAAGCAUGGAUCACUGCGUAUCUCCGGCUGUGGGAUUGUGAGUCCAAAGACUCCCGAAGAGGAAAUACAGCCUCCCUUUUGAAAACAAACCUAAAAAAAAAAAAAAAAAACUGUCCAAGAAGUUGAUUUUUUUUUCUUCCUCUAACGCAGGAUCGCAUUUUGUAGCGCACGGAUAAGUUUUUUUAGUGGAUUUUUAUAUCACUUCUACAACCGAGUCAGAUGAGGAUUCUUUCUCCCCGGUUUCCCCACUUCAGAUUCAUUCGUGGCAUUUUUUUUUCCUUAGCCAGAGAUGUCUCUUCGCGGCAGUACUCACGGUUAAUUUUUUAUCAUCUCCAAGCACAGAAUAGAAAGUUGCAGCUGUAGAAGUGAAGCUCACACCUAAUUUUGAGCAUGAACUUGGCAAGUCAGGUGCAUGUUCUGGUGGCCUUGCUCGCCUGUUUGGUCUCAUUAUGCAAGGCCCAGGAGAGGGACUACAUCGUGAAGGAGGAGCAGCCAGAGAACGUUCGGAUUGGAAAUCUGCGCAAGGACCUCGACCUUAACCUGGACCCGACUAUCAGGCUGUCCUCUCCGCUGCAGUUCAAGCCUGUUUAUAAGACAGGUGACGUGCCUUUGGUGAGGGUGGAGGCCAACACGGGGGAGAUUUUCACCACCAAUCACAGGAUUGACCGGGAGAAGCUGUGCUCGGGGGUCUUCACGGAGAAACGCUGCUACUAUGAGAUCGAGGUGGCAGUGCUGCCCGAUGAGAUCUUUCGGCUGGUUAAGAUCCGGUUCCUGAUUGAGGAUGUGAACGACAAUGCACCCCUUUUCCAGUCCACUGUCAUAAACAUCUCCAUCCCUGAGAACACAGCUAUUAACACCCGCUACCCGGUGCCAUCAGCAUUUGACCCUGAUGUAGGGAUCAAUGGGAUCCAACACUAUGAGCUGGUCAAGAGUGUCAAUGAGUUUGGCUUAGACAUCAUUGAAACCCCUGAAGGUGACAAGUGGCCCCAGCUCAUUGUUCAGCAGAACCUUGAUCGGGAGCAAAAAGACACCUUUGUGAUGAAGAUCAAGGUGGAGGAUGGUGGCAGCCCCCCUAAAUCUAGCACUGCUAUUCUCCAAGUAACCAUUUCUGAUGUCAAUGACAAUCGUCCUAUCUUCAGGGACAAUGAAUUGGAAGUAGAAGUUCCAGAGAACGCUCAGAUGGGGACUUCAGUGGCUCAGCUUCAUGCAACAGAUGCAGACCUAGGAUCCAAUGCACAGGUCCACUUUUCAUUCAGCAACCAGAUCUCCUCAUCAACCAAGCGUCACUUUGCCAUCAAUAGUUCUACUGGACUAAUAACUGUAAAGCAACCUCUAGACCGAGAGGUUACUCCUGUUCAUAAACUCAUUGUUCUCGCAAGUGAUGGCAGCUCAACCCCAUCAAGAGCCACAGUGACUGUCAAUGUCACAGAUGUUAAUGACAAUGUUCCUUCCAUAGACACUCGCUACAUUAUCAACCUGGUAAAUGGGACUGUCCUACUGUCUGAGAAUGCUCCUUUGAACACCAAAAUAGCCCUUAUUACCGUUACUGACAAGGAUGCAGAUUUGUACGGAAAAGUGGCUUGCUACACUGACCAUGAUGUUCCUUUCCGGCUAAAGCCUGUAUUUAAUGAUCAAUUCCUACUGGAGACAGCUGCCCCUCUAGAUUAUGAGACCACUCGUGAAUACGCUAUUAAGAUAGUGGCUUCAGACAGAGGAACGCCUCCUUUGAACACUUCAGCUAUGGUCUUAAUUAAAAUCAAGGAUGAGAAUGACAACGCACCAAUUUUCCCCCAGCCGGAAAUUCAACUUUCAAUACCAGAGAACAAUGAUCCCUCAACUCAGUUAAUAAAAAUCAGUGCCACUGAUGCAGAUAGUGGACAUAAUGCUGAGAUCAUUUAUACUCUUGGCCCUGAUGCACCGGACGGGUUUAACAUAGACAGGCGCUCAGGAAUUCUCUCUGUAGGGAAGCGACUGGACAGAGAGAAGCAAGAGAGGUACUCAUUCACUGUCAUGGCAAGAGACAAUGGCUCAACACCCCUGCAGAGUAAUGUCACUGUUAGGCUAAUUGUGCAGGACCUUAAUGACAACAGCCCAGCUUUCACACACCCUGAAUACAACUUCUAUGUGCCUGAGAACCUGCCUCUCUAUGGGACAGUAGGCUUGAUCACAGUGACAGAUGCGGACGCUGGAGAUAAUGCUGUCAUUACUUUGUCUGUUUUGAAUGGCAAAGAUAAUUUUAUCAUUGACCCCCAAACUGGUGUGAUCAAACCAAACAUCACCUUUGACAGGGAGCAGCAAAGCUCCUAUACAUUCAUGGUCAAGGCAGUUGAUGCAGGGCAGCCACCAAGUUCCUCCUAUGCUAAGGUCACAAUUAAUGUUGUCGAUGUGAAUGACAAUCGCCCUGUGUUUGUCAUCCCAUCCUCCAAUUAUUCAUAUGACCUGGUGCGAACCACCACCACACCAGGUUCUGUGGUCACAAGAGUGUUUGCCAUUGACAAUGACACAGGUAUGAAUGCUGAGUUACAGUACAGUAUCAUCAGCAGCAUCAUUGUCACAUCUAGGGUCUCCCCUCGAGGUCUCUUUUCCAUCGACAAAACAACGGGUAACAUAACUCUGCAGGAGAAAAUAGUAUUGGCUGAUGUGGGACUGCAUAGGCUGGUGGUCAAGGUCAAAGAUUUAGGCCAGCCUGAGUCUUUACAUGCUAUUGCACUUGUGCACUUGUUUGUCAAUGACACUGUGUCAAAUUCCACAUUUAUCCAAGAGCAGCUGCGGAAAAGUAUGGAAACACCAUUGGAUCGUAACAUAGGGGACAAUGAGAUAACGCCUCAAGCCAAUGGAUAUGUGAUUGUUGUUAUAGCAAUUAUUGCAGGGACCAUGACUGUUAUUUUGGUCAUAUUUGUCACUGCCCUGGUGCGCUGCCGACAAACACCUAGACAUAAAGUAGUUCAGAAAGGCAAGCAGAGUGGGGAGUGGGUGUCACCCAACCAAGAAAACCGUCAAAUCAAAAAGAAGAAGAAGAGAAAGAAGCGGUCUCCUAAAAGCCUUCUCUUGAACUUAGUGACUAUAGAUGAGUCAAAGCCUGAAGACCCCACACAUGAGCAUGUUAAUGGUACUCUGGAUCUUCCGGUGGAGCUAGAGGAGCAGACCAUGGGAAAGUACAAUUGGGCGACCACACCUACGACCUUCAAACCUGACAGCCCAGAUUUAGCCAAGCAUUAUAAAUCUGCAUCCCCUCAGCCCACAUUUCAAAUCAAACCAGAAACUCCAGUGGCCCCUAAGAAGCACCAUGUGAUCCAGGAGCUCCCCUUGGACAAUACGUUUGUGGUGGGCUGUGACUCACUCUCCAAGUGUUCAUCAACUAGUUCUGACCCAUACAGUGUCUCAGAGUGCGGCUGUCAGGGGGGAUUCAAGACUUCAGGGCAAAUCGCCACCCGGCAGAACCCGGGCCAGACACCAGAAAAGUCUUUUAACUCUACAUCACCUAUUUGUAAGUCGCAAGACCUCAAUCCAGUAGAGCACCUCUGGGAUGUGGUGGAACGGGACGUAUGCAUCAGGGAUAUGCAGCCGACAAAUCAGCAGCAGCUGUGUGAUGAGGCCUGUCAACUUGGAAAGAUAACCUCUGUAAAUCUUGACUAUCUGGUGAGAAAUAUCAGAAAUCAUUCUUCAAACUGGGAUUUUUCAAACAACUAUCUACUGCAGACCCAGCGCCGUGUGACCUUCCAUCUUCCAGAUGGAUCCCAGGAAAGUUGCAGUGACAGCGGGCUGGGGGACGCGGAUCCCAGCAGCACAGCCAGCGCCACCCAGCCUCUCCCCUUGAGCUUCCCCCGAGAAGAAUACUAUGAGCAAACGUCACCAAACAGUCGCACCGAGGGAGACGGAAAUUCAGACCCUGAAUCUACCAUUGAGGUUAAUUUGAAGAAAGCUCUCGCUGAGGCUUCAGAGACCUGCACCCAGGAGUGUCUAAUACUGGGCCACUCUGACAGCUGCUGGAUGCCCCCAACCCUGGCCCACUUCCAAAGCCCUGGAACCAACAGCCCCACCUCUACCCCUACUACCACCAUCAGCGCCGCAGCACUCCCAUCCUUUGGCUUUCAGGGAGUAAAAGCCAACAUAGGCGGCAUGGGGGUCAUGGAUGGCCGCCACACUCUGGGCAGGUCUGUGCCCAAAAGAGAUGAACUAGACAAAGGGUUCAGCAGGCCACAGUUCUACAACACCCUAGACAGACACUGCAGCAGUAAAAAGGAGGACCCAGUCAAGGUCAUUCCACUGGCAAGCUUCUCCUCUCCUGGGCAGCACACUCCUACUGGUGGCAGCAGUUCUUUCUUAAAUGAGCACCAGCUGUAACUCAGAGAGACAGAUCAACCCCAGAUAUAGAUGGCUUGAGACUUAACAGUUGUUACACGUUCAUGCGUGUAGAGGUAUGCAUCAUUUCAAAAACUUUGAUCAGCUCAAGCUCAGUUUUACCAAUGAAAUAACUGAAAAUUAACAGAACUACAAUGAUGUUGUUUAGACACAAUCAAAUGGAAUCAAUCCAACAGCUCAUGCAUUUGAAAGGAAAUGAAAGUCUCAACCCAUCACAUCCUUGUAUUAUAAAAAAAAAAAAGUAGUUCUAUACCAAAGCUGAUUGAUGACAGAAAAACAUUUUUUUGUGUUUGCUGAUGUCUGUUCAGUAAUAAGAAAAGGGGACCUAUACACCUUGAACUUCAUGGGCCCAGCUUACAGACUCUGCCCUAAAAGACCAAUUCCUGGCAAAGAUGCAAAUGCAGUACUUUGUGUAAUGAGUGAGCUAAAUCUGGCUAAAUGUUAAUUAUGAGCUCUCGGUUGGUGGUGUUUCUGUUCAAGUUCUAGUGAAUUAUUGCUCUUGAUGUCAAGUGAAACAAACUCCCUUGGCAGUGAAGGAUGUUGUUACCCAAGUGUGUUUCAGAAGUCUAUUUUGGUCAGGGGACUGCAGAAGGAUUAAAAAAGAAUGAUACAUUUACAAAACAUAGGAUAGCAUAGCAUAUCUAGGCCGAUAGAAGACUCAUAUAUUGAUAUUUUGCACUCUAACUUUUCAUCACAGACAAGAAAAUAAACAAAUUUUUAAAAUAACACAAACAACCUGCUCUUGCAAAACCCCUUUCUCACAAUGUUGUCCUUAAGGUGAUUACAGCAUCUGCUCCCAGAAUUAGCGCAAAGUACCUUGAUAUUAAAAGAGAAAAACAGAUACACUUUGGAAAUAUAGCUUUUGUUUUGUUUUUCUUCUUUUUAUAAGUUUUGCUGCUCAAAAACUCUUCUCGAAGACAUCUAUUGAGGCAGUUUUGGAUUUCUCAGCCUAAUCACUUUGAUGUGUGAUCUUCAUUGUGAACCUUAUUGUGGUUAGGAAGCUUAGAGAGAUUCUGUUAGUAAUCCGGUAAUACAUACAAAGGCAGAAAACAGGUGACAAAAGCUCAAAGAAUGCCUUUUCCUACACUUCUUUUGUUCUGGUGUUAUUAAUGCCAGCGUUUCAAACAUCAGUUGCUAUGAGUGGGUGAGUUUAUAAGAUCAGUUUUUACAUUUUGCUGGUGCUAAAAAAAAAAAGAUCACGCUGUUAGAAUUUCAACAGCAUCAAAGGUCUAACUAAAUUGUUUAUAUUCGUGUCUUUUUGCACUUUAUAUUUGAAUAUACAUAGGAUUUUUUUUAAGAGGUGCCUCCUGCAGGUCAUCCUUCACACUGUUAUAAAUUGCAUCUCUGGCCAAACAUGCAAAUUUACACUGAUUAUAAUAACUAGUUCAGACUACCUUGUAACAGAUUGGGUGCAGCAUAAUGUAUUGCUACAAAAAUAAGAAACCUUGCUGACCGUACUAGCCAGUUGUCAGCUUCAUCAGGUAUAUGACUAAUGAAAUUCACUUUCAUGUAGCAUAUUGCAAAUUUGGAGCAAACCUAAACCUAAUGUAUUGCCAUAUGCUAAAGGGGAGAUGUGAGGUAAAUUAUGUUUGUGUGCUUUUCCCUAUUAUCCUCACUUAGAUAAUAUCUCUAAAUAUAAAAGAGAUUUAUCUGAUAUUCCCUUAAAUGUUCGCUGAAGAGAACAAUGUUUCAAGGAUAAAGGGUAGGUCAAUUUCACCUCACUCAAUUAUAAAAAUAAAUGGAAUUCUAAACAGUCAGCUAAGUUAUACCCUCCUAUUCAUAUCUGUUUGAAAAAAUGUCCUCAUCUAAGAACCCAAUUUCAGCAAAUUUACCAAUACUUUUUUCCAUCUUGUUCUAAUUUCCCCUCAUCUUCCAUUGUCUAGGCAGACUGAAUGGUAUUUCUAAUGCAUUUUUAAUCAAAAGGAUCGCAUAUCAAAGGGAGCAUACAUCAUGAUGUCAGAGAAAACUGGGUUUUUUUUCACUAUGCCAAAUGAAGAUUCAACUGCACAAAUCAGAAACUUGCAACAUUUAUGCAAAAGUUCCCUGCUAACCUUCAUUAUCUUUUAGUCUCUUACCACCAUCUUAUUUGCUUUGUUAAAUACUUUUGACAAAGACUAAAUUAUUUAAUAAGAUCAAGGUUUAUUUUGCAGGCAAGGAUCCUAAUAAUCUGAUUUUUUAGUUUCAUUGUUAACAGAUACAGUAUAAACAGAAAUAUGUCCCUACAGCUGUGCCUGCAACCUAAAUAGAGAGACAACACUCAAUUCUCAAUCUAGUCAGUGCUCAAAGAUCAUAGGGAACAGUAGCUCAAGUAACUACUCAUUGCAAACAAGGUCUGUGAAAUGCAAUGCCUGAAUGCACAAGCUGGUGAACCUUAAGGCAAGUAAGCUACAGAAGUAGACAAUGAGUGGCAAUCAAUCAACAGAACAGGAGGUUUAGGCUACUAUUCCAGAAUCAGACAUGCAGACAUUUAUUGGAAAACAUAUGCCUAGCUGAAGUAUCUAGAUUUGAGCUGCAGCAUUGAGAGGAUAUCUGUGUGAACAACAUGAAAUCAUGCACAUGCAACAGGUAUUGGCUGCUGGUAUUGGUGUAAUGGGGAAAGGGAUAUUUUCUAAAAACACUACUGGCCAAUUAAUAGUAAUUCAACAGUGGUAAAAUAUCAAAGCCUACCUGACUACUGUUAGUCACACUGUACCAAGCCUCAGAUAGCAGCUUUUGUUUAGUAAAUGCACCAAAUCGUAACACCUAAAUGGUCCCAGUCUGUUUUUUGUUUUUUUUGUACUUGACUUCUAGCUUCUAUCUUGAAACUAUUUCAGUUUAGACCAAAAACUCUGAGGAAUGUUCAAAAUGUAUUAUUGAAUCUAUCCUAUAAGAAUUUUGGAGGCAAAUGAGGGGUGUCCUAUCCAUUACUAGUUAGGUGAAAUCAAAUAAGUAGUCAGUUAGUGUAUAUCUGGUAUAUGUAUGAAAUUAUCUUAACAUCACACUGUAAUUACAUUUUCAUAGUUUAAUUGCUAUAAAGUAUCACCUGUUUCAAGUACAGUAAGCACAAAACACACAAUUUAUCCCGUUUUGCCUCUUGAUGCUGCAGUGUUGCCAUAGCCAACAGUGAAAUAGGGGCAUUGUAAAACAAUAGCAUACAUAAAAUUAUGUGGAUUUCAAUACAAACUUAAAUUCCUACUUUUUUUCCCCCCUAAAAUCUGAUGUGUGGUUUAAUUGAAGUGUUCCUAUAUUUUAAGUGAUUGUUUUAUUGAUUAUUUAAGAACUAAAGGCAUUUAAUUUAAACGUUCACUGUUAUUAUUUUUCAACAUAAGAAAGAUCUCAGGAGGUAAUCUAUUUCAAGAUUGCUUUGUCUCUUGAAUUACUGGAGAAGUCCAAAAUGGUCACAUGGUCACUUUGCAUGAUUCUCCUUUCACCAUUCCCAUAAUGUUUUUUUUUACAUUUCAAUGCAAACUGAAAACAAAAAAAAUAUUCUAAAAAAGAAAGAAAAUGGCAAAGUCUUGCUUCCUUUUUCUAAAUCCUUGUUAAGAAUGAGUGUUAUUGAUCGCCAUGUCAACUCUGUGUCAUAGUUUGCAUGAACUGUUUGGACUCUGAUGAGACAUUUUGAUAUUUGUGGACUGCGUGCUUCAGGCAUCCACAUAUUUAGAAUCAGUGUCUGUGUAGAUAUUGACUUCUCUCCCAGUUCCUUUGCUUAAUGGAGCAAGAGCAACGUUAUACAAUGUACACAUUGAAACCUUGUCAUGUUACCAUACCACUUAUACCUCUAAAGAUUCACAAAUUUUAAAUAUCUAUACAGUCAGUUGGUCUGGAUUUAAAUUGUACAUAGCAGUUAAGCUAAGGUACCGGUAAGUGGUUGCAAACUUGAAAGACUUAAAGAACUGACAUUUACUUUGUUCACAGCAAGCAAACCAUGAAAAACGUAAGUGAUGAGAUGACAAUCUCUGUUGUAAUAUAAAUGAUCACAUAUGCAUAAUAUACAUGAGACUGAAUGUGUUUAUAGGUGAUCUUAUGUAUGUGCAAGAGAGCAUGUCUCCUUGCAAGUGUGCUAGUAAUAUGCAAAUUUGCCGGACAAUUUUAGGUACAAAAUGUAUCUUGUAUAAAAAGAAUAUAAAACAUGAUAAAAGACUUUGGUAUAUGCUUGUAAAUUAGUAAUGUGUGAGUCAGGUAAAGUUUGCUUUGAGAGAACGCUUCAGUGCUUGCCAGCAAAUCUGUAUUAGUCCAUUAAAGCUAUACAGUCUGUGUUGUCAUGCCUUUGUAAGAUAUUCCACUUAAUUCUAUGAAAAAAAGCUAAACUUGUAUAUGGUUAAAUGAUUUUUCAUGUCGAUGAAUUUUAAUUGAGACAUUAAAUAUUGAGACCUUAAA
Cyprinodon tularosa is the source of this 9158-nucleotide messenger RNA. It is a transcript of the gene pcdh11, whose product is annotated as protocadherin 11. The transcript is spliced from 9 exons. NCBI's taxonomy places the organism in Eukaryota, Metazoa, Chordata, Actinopteri, Cyprinodontiformes, Cyprinodontidae. Gene Ontology annotation, biological process: homophilic cell-cell adhesion. Gene Ontology annotation, cellular component: plasma membrane. Gene Ontology annotation, molecular function: calcium ion binding. The record is from RefSeq and is a predicted model, not a curated record. The coding region runs from base 831 to 4784 and encodes 1317 amino acids.